Equus caballus (horse) is the source of this 654-nucleotide messenger RNA. NCBI's taxonomy places the organism in Eukaryota, Metazoa, Chordata, Mammalia, Perissodactyla, Equidae. The record is from RefSeq and is a predicted model, not a curated record.
AUGACAGAACUAUACGGACAGAUAAAGGAAAAAAGGGAUCAAAAGGCUCAGAAAGCUGAGUAUGCUGGAUAUGCCUGCUUUGAAUCCUCCAACCAGAUGGUCAAGUGUGACCCUUAUCAUGGCCAAUAUGUGGAAUGCUGCAUGCUCUACUGUGGAGAAGUGGUAUCCAAGGAUGUGAAUGCUGCCAUUGCCACUAUCAAGACAAAGCACACCAUCCAGUUUGUGGACUGGUGUACCACAGCUUUCAAGGUUGACAUCAACUACCGGCCCCCCACAGUGGUGCCUAGGGGCAAAGUACAGUUGGUGGUCUACUUGCUAAGUAAUACCACAGUCGUUGCUGAGGCUUGGGUCUGUCUAUACCACAAAUUUGAUCUGAUGUAUGCCAAGCUGGCAUUUGUGCACUUGUAUGUGGGUGAGGGCAUGGUAGAAAGAGUGUUCUCUCAAGCUCAAAAGGACCUAGCCACCCUGGAGAAGGAUUAUAAAGAAACGGAGAAAUGGAAGAAGAGAGAGGCAAAGUUAUAUUGCCGAGGUUACAAGACUAGUAAAUGUGGAGCAUCACGACAGAUCCUUGUGUCUGGAAAUAGUGAAUCAGAAUUUAUGGCAGUGGAUCUUAGAAACUGGCGUUUUAUCAAGCACUCUGAGCAAUUUUUGUAG